CGCGUGCGCAUGCGCCUCUGGAGGGGCUAACCGGAGCCUCUGGGGCGUUUCGUGCGGCUGUUAGGAACCGCAGCUGUGGGAGGAGCCUCUUCCUCACCGUGGAAACCACAGCGCCGCCGCUGCCCCGCCUCGCUGGCCUCGGGAGUGUGGUCGCCCUGGGUGAGGGUGCUUGACCGCCGGAAGUAGCUGCCGCCAUGCAAGGGGAGGACGCCAGAUACCUCAAAAGGAAAGUUAAAGGAGGUAAUAUUGAUGUACAUCCAUCAGAAAAAGCACUUAUUGUUCAGUAUGAAGUGGAAGCUACCAUUCUUGGAGAAAUGGGUGAUCCCAUGUUGGGAGAACGAAAGGAAUGCCAAAAAAUUAUUCGUCUGAAGGGUCUCAAUGCCAACACAGAUAUAAUUUCCCUGGCACGGAAAGUGGUUGAAGAAUGUAAACUUAUUCAUCCCUCAAAGCUAAAUGAAGUAGAGCAGCUGUUGUACUAUCUGCAGAACCGCCGGGAUUCAUUGUCAGGAAAAGAAAAAAAAGAAAAAUCAAGCAAACCUAAAGAUCCACCUCCUUUUGAAGGAACAGAGAAACUGCCCUUGGUGCACUAGCAAGAGUCCUGAGAGAAGACUGGAAGCAAAGUGUUGAGUUAGCUACAAACAUUAUUUAUAUCUUUUUUUGCUUUUCCAGCUUUUCUCAAUUUCACGGAGUAAUCACUCACUAUAAAAUUGGAGCUCUGUGUAUGAAUAUCAUUGAUCAUGAGUUAAAAAGACACGAGCUUUGGCAAGAAGAACUUUCUAAGAAGAAGAAGGCCGUUGAUGAAGACCUUGAAAACCAAACCUUGAAGAAAGAUUAUGAAAAAACCUUUAAAAAGUACCAGGGGCUUGUGGUAAAACAAGAACAGCUAUUGAGAGUUGCUCUUUAUUUGCUUCUGAAUCUAGCUGAGGAUACUCGUACAGAACUGAAGAUGAGGAAUAAGAAUAUAGUUCACAUGUUGGUGAAGGCUCUUGAUCGGGACAAUUUUGAGCUGCUUGUUCUAGUUGUAACAUUCUUAAAGAAACUCAGCAUUUUUAUGGAGAAUAAAAAUGAUAUGGUGGAAAUGGAUAUUGUUGAAAAACUGGUGAAACUGAUACCAUGUGAGCAUGAAGAUUUACUGAAUAUCACUCUCCGGCUUUUACUAAACCUGUCCUUUGACACAGGACUGAGGAAUAAGAUGGUACAAGUUGGACUUCUUCCAAAACUCACUGCACUCCUAGGCAAUGAAAACUACAAACAAAUAGCAAUUUGUGUGCUUUACCACAUAAGCAUGGAUGAUCGCUUUAAAUCAAUGUUUGCAUACACUGACUGUAUACCACAGCUAAUGAAGAUGCUCUUUGAAUGUUCAGAUGAACGAAUUGACUUGGAACUCAUUUCUCUCUGCAUUAAUCUUGCUGCUAACAAGAGGAAUGUACAGCUGAUCUGUGAAGGAAAUGGGCUAAAGAUGCUCAUGAAACGAGCUCUGAAGUUCAAGGAUCCAUUACUAAUGAAAAUGAUUAGAAACAUUUCCCAGCAUGAUGGACCAACUAAAAAUCUGUUUAUUGAUUAUGUUGGGGAUCUUGCAGCCCAGAUCUCUAAUGAUGAAGAGGAAGAGUUUGUGAUCGAGUGUUUGGGAACUCUGGCAAAUUUGACCAUUCCAGACUUGGACUGGGAACUGGUUCUUAAAGAGUACAAGAUGGUUCCAUACCUCAAGGAUAAACUGAAACCAGGUGCUGCUGAAGAUGACCUUGUUUUAGAAGUGGUUAUAAUGAUUGGAACUGUAUCUAUGGAUGACUCUUGUGCAGCAUUGUUAGCUAAAUCUGGAAUAAUCCCUGCCCUUAUUGAAUUGCUAAACGCUCAACAAGAAGAUGAUGAAUUUGUGUGUCAGAUAAUUUAUGUCUUCUACCAGAUGGUUUUCCACCAAGCCACGAGAGAUGUCAUAAUCAAGGAAACACAAGCUCCAGCAUAUCUCAUAGAUCUGAUGCAUGAUAAAAAUAAUGAAAUCCGAAAGGUCUGUGAUAAUACACUGGAUAUUAUUGCUGAAUAUGAUGAUGAAUGGGCAAAGAAAAUUCAGAGGGAAAAAUUUUGCUGGCAUAACUCUCAGUGGCUGGAGAUGGUAGAGAGUCGUCAAAUGGAUGAGAGUGAGCAGUACUUGUAUGGUGAUGAUCGAAUUGAGCCAUAUAUCCAUGAAGGAGAUAUUCUAGAAAGACCUGACCUUUUCUACAGCCCAGAUGGAUUAAUUGCCACUGAAGGAGCCAUGAGUCCAGAUUUCUUCAAUGACUAUCACCUUCAGAACGGAGAUGUAGUUGGACAGCAUUCAUUUCCUGGCAGCCUUGGGAUAGAUGGCUUUGCCCAACCAGUUGGUAUUCUUGGACGCCCUGCCACAGCUUAUGGAUUCCGCCCUGAUGAACCUUACUACUAUGGUUAUGGGUCUCAGUAAAAUCAUCCCUUCCUCUGUUUACUCUCAGAAGAAACCUUCGUGGAUUGGAUUAACUUUGACCUUGACCUAAUUAUGCAUGUUUAUCCUAUUAUGCUCUGUAUUUCUUAUUUUUCCCUGUUGUUUCCAGAGAUUAACUCCAGCCUCUUUUGUCUUGAGUACAGUUGAUGCUAACACUGUUCAUUCUCGAACUACAUCUUAAGCCUGAAUAAAAUUUCCCAUGAGACUCAAAAGUGAAUGUUGAAAAGCUAUUAGACUGGAAAACCAACACUGUACAGCAAGUAGAAGUUCUGACCUUGGGAAGUAAGGCACUUGCAUUUGGGAAAUCUAACCCUGGGAUUCUGUCUUUUGUUGUUGUUGUUGUUGUUGUUGUUGAUGAUGAUGAUGAUGUUUUGUUUUUGUUUCCUCUCUGUAUUUCUUUUCAAAAGUACACAAAGAAGAUGUUAAAGGCAUGUAGUACAUCUUAAAUGAUUAUGGGUAACUAUCUGUCUAGAAAAAACUUCCCCUUUAGUUUACAUUUUAUGAGCUUGGGACCAACUUAAGGUGGAAAAUUAUAAAAGGAUGAUUUUUUCCUGUGUUCCUCUAAAUGUAAGUUGAAGAGUAAAGAGACUUCAAACUUGGUUUUAUAAUGAUGGAGAUGAACAGAUUCCAUCUAGCAAUCUAUAGCCCUUCUCUCUUUCCCCCUCUAUUAUUAUUUUUAAGUCUAUAGUGUUGACUAACAAGAAAAACAUAAUCAGAGUAGCUUAAAGUAUUAAAAAGAAAAACAGUGGUACCUCAGUUCACAGACACAGAAGUGUUUGACAAGAUUUUGCUUCCAUUUGCAAACUCCACAUCCCAUGACAGAUGACUGUGGCCAUCUCCCCCAGAAUAGUAGAACAAAUUAAGUUCAUGAACCAAGGUACCACAGUACUCUUAUGACUUACAUAAGAAAAACAGAAUGCUGAUAUCCCCUAGGGAAAAUUCUGACUGUGAUUAUAAACCUACAAUCAAGAAAAUGAUUAUUAUAAUUCAGCAUGGUAAGGUAGCUUAAGAGUGAAAUGUGAUUUAAUGUAAUUAUAUUAUAUAUAAUGUAUGUUUUCCUGUUUGUCCCUCUGCCUGUUAAUCUGUUUUUAAUAACUAGUUGACGUACUUGCAGCUGCUUCAAUAAAAAUAAAGUUCAUAUCAAUGUA
Messenger RNA from Heterocephalus glaber (naked mole-rat), 3600 nucleotides. The record is from RefSeq and is a predicted model, not a curated record. NCBI's taxonomy places the organism in Eukaryota, Metazoa, Chordata, Mammalia, Rodentia, Bathyergidae.